AUGCUCUACGAGCUUCGUGACAUUGCAUGUUGUGCUUACGUGUCUCUCCGUUGGUGGAAUACAAUGAAUAAUUUUGAAGACAAUCAUCAGAAAGUCCCACCAUCAUAUGGUUUGUUGUUACAACAUUUUGAAAAGUCUCCUUUGUUCUUUCAUUUAGAAACUCAGGCAGCAAUCGACUCAAACACAAAUAUCGGUGGGCCUUUUCCACCAUUUCCACAACCACCUAGUAACCCUGCAUAUAUACCACAAAUUGUCAAUCCUACAUUAUCAAAUUCUUCUACGAUGCACCCAAACCCACAAGCUGUUAUUGUCGGUGUACCAGUUCAUGGACGAUAUGGCUAUCCAAUGAUUUUCCCGAAUGCUGCGCAAAACCGUACCAUUUUAAUAACAUUCAUAGUUUUUGUGGUACUGUCAGUUACCGCGUUUGCAAUUUUUUGUGUUGUGAUAAUGAAAUGAACAUCGUGUGGUGGAAAGAAGGCAUCUUUUGCCGCAGAUGCAUACCCAACUCCAACUGCACAGUGUUAUGAUAUGAAGAUUUGA
Messenger RNA from Cercopithifilaria johnstoni, 540 nucleotides. Lineage: Eukaryota; Metazoa; Nematoda; Chromadorea; Rhabditida; Onchocercidae. The record is from the annotation of a GenBank genome assembly.